Molecule: messenger RNA, 330 nt
Organism: Scomber japonicus (chub mackerel)
Lineage: Eukaryota; Metazoa; Chordata; Actinopteri; Scombriformes; Scombridae
Gene: pvalb6
Product: parvalbumin 6
Exons: 4
Coding region: 1-330 (109 amino acids)
Cellular component (GO): nucleus; cytoplasm
Molecular function (GO): calcium ion binding
Source: RefSeq, a predicted model, not a curated record
AUGGCAAUGACCAGCAUCCUCAACGCUGAUGACAUCAAGAAAGCUCUAGAUGCAUUUGCAGUUGCUGACUCCUUUGACCACAGGAAGUUUUUUGAGAUAAUCGGUCUGAAGGCCAAGUCUUCUGAUGAUGUGAAGAAGGUCUUCACGGUGCUGGACGCCGACAUGAGCGGCUUCAUAGAGGAGGAGGAGCUCAAAUUCGUCCUGAAAGGUUUUGCCAAAGAUGGCAGGGACCUGACAGACAAAGAAACCAAAGCAUUUUUACAAGCAGCGGACAAGGAUGGAGAUGGCAAGAUUGGAGUCGAUGAGUUUGCUGCCCUUGUGAAAGAAUGA